Canis lupus familiaris (dog) is the source of this 3216-nucleotide messenger RNA. RefSeq names its product HPS3 biogenesis of lysosomal organelles complex 2 subunit 1 (gene HPS3). Gene Ontology annotation, cellular component: cytoplasm. The record is from RefSeq and is a predicted model, not a curated record. The transcript has 17 exons. Gene Ontology annotation, biological process: organelle organization. Lineage: Eukaryota; Metazoa; Chordata; Mammalia; Carnivora; Canidae. The coding region runs from base 96 to 3107 and encodes 1003 amino acids.
GGGCGGAAGUGGUCCAGCCUCCGCCGCCGGCGCGGGGGCGCGGGGGCGCGGGGGCGCGGGGUCUCCGGGCCGGAGCGGGCCCGCCGGCGGCCGGGAUGGUGCAGCUGUACAACCUGCACCCGUUCGGGUCUCAGCAGGUGGUGCCCUGCAAGCUGGAGCCCGAGCGCUUCUGCGGCGGAGGGCGCGACGCGCUGUUCGUGGCGGCGGGCUGCAAGGUGGAGGCGUUCGCCGUGGCCGGGCAGGAGCUGUGCCAGCCGAGGUGCGCCUUCUCCACGCUGGGCAGGGUGCUGUGCCUGGCCUACAGCGAGGCCGGAGACUAUUUGGCAGCAAUUGAAGAGAAAAACAAAGCAACAUUUCUACGUGCAUAUGUGAACUGGAGAAGUAAAAGGACUGAAAACUGUCGCGUGUGUAUCCGGAUGGUGGGACAUAAUGUGGAGGCGCCCUUCAAUGACACCUACAAGGACCAGAUGUCGAUUAUUGAAAUGCCGCUUACUGAGGCCCCAUUGUGCAUCUCCUGUUGCCCAGCGAAAGGAGACCUUCUUGUUGGUUGUACCAAUAAGUUAGUCUUAUUUAGUUUGAAGUGUCAGAUCAUUAAUGAAGAAUUCUCAAUACUGGACUUUGAACGUUCUUUAAUUAUACACAUAAAUAAUAUCAUUCCUGUUGAAAUUUCUUUUUGUGUUGGUUAUAUUGCUCUCAUGUCAGACUUAGAAGUCUUAAUCCUAAAACUGAAGUCAGACCCUAAAAAUGGGAAGAAUGUUAAUCACCAGCCACAUAAGACCAACAAUCCAAUGAAACAGACAGAAGGUGCCAGUAAUGAAACUUUGCAGCUUGAGUCAGAUGAUUUUGUUAUCUGUCAAAAGCCCAUGGAACUUCUUGGUGAAAAAAGUAGCCAAUCUGGGAUAUCUGUUACACUGGAGUCAACGGGAUUAGCUGACGAAAAAAUAAAAUAUUACCACGUUCAGCACCUGCUCUAUAAACGUUUUGCUCCUGAUAUUUCAUCAUAUGUCUUAGCUGAUGACAUCAAGUUACAUUCACUUCAGCUGCUACCCAUUUACCAAACAGGUUCUCUUACUUCUGGUAGAAAAAAUUUGUCUCAGGAAAAAGAGUUACUGAGUCUCUUCUGUUUUUUCUCAUUACCUCAUGUGGGCUAUCUCUACAUGGUUGUCAAAUCUGUUGAAUUAAUGUCAGUUUACCAGUAUCCUGAGAAGUCUCAGCAGGCGGUGCUCACACCACAAUUUUUGCAUGUCAUCGCAAGCAACAACCUACAGUGUUUCACAGUGCGGUGCAGUGCAGCGGCAGCUCGUGAGGAAGACCCUUAUGUGGACACCACCCUGAAGGCUUGCCCACCUGUCAAUAUGGAUGUCUGUGCUCUAAGAAUACAGCUUUUCAUAGGUUUGAAAGCCAUCUGUCACUUUAAAAACCACCUCAUACUUUUGACCAAGGCAGACCCUGAGACCAUUCCAGAGAGAAGAGAAUCACCCAAGAGGCUUCUUUCUAGAAAAGGAACCAGUGUUAAGCUUAAAACACCUCCUGUAGCUGAGGCUGGGUGGAAUUUGUAUAUUGUGGAUACGAUCUCACCAGUGCAACUGUACAAAGAAAUGGUAGACUACAGUAAUACCUACAAGACUGCAAAAACCCAGAGCUGCAUCCACCUUCUUAGUGAGGCUCAUCUGUUAGUAAGGGCUGCUUUGAUGGAUGCCAGUCAGUUGGAACCUGGAGAAAAAGCAGAGCUUUUGGAAGCAUUUAAAGAAAGCUGUGGGCACCUUGGAGACUGCUAUAGCAGGCUUGACACCCAGUAUUCCCACCUCGCCUUGCCCUACUAUAAGAUGUCUGGUUUGUCCAUGGCUGAAGUUCUAACCCGAGCAGACUGGGUACUAGAGGAUGGAUCGCAAAAAUACGAGAGGGGAUUAAUCUUUUACAUUAAUCAUUCACUUUAUGAAAACCUGGAUGAAGAAUUAAGUGAAGAAUUAGCAGCAAAAGUCGUUCAGAUGUUCCAUGUGGCUGAGCCAAAGCAACUGCCCCAUAUUCUCUGUAGUCCUUCUAUGAAGAAUAUUAAUCCUCUAACUGCCAUGAGCUAUCUAAGAAAGCUGGAUACUUCUGGGUUUUCAUCGAUCUUAGUGACAUUGACCAAAGCAGCACUGGCUCUGAAAAUGGGAGAUCUUGACAUGCACAGAAAUGAAAUGAAAAGCCAUCCAGAGAUGAAGUUGGUAUGUGGCUUCAUUCUGGAACCUCGGCUACUGAUGCACCAGAGAAAGGGACAGAUUGUUCCAACUGAGCUUGCAGCACACUUGAAGGACACUCAGCCUGGACUGCUUGUGGCUGCAGUUCUGGGUUUACAGAAGAACAACAAAAUUGGAAUUGAAGAAGCAGAUUCCUUUUUUAAGGUACUUUGUGGCAAGGAUGAAGAUAUAAUUCCUCAGCUCUUGGUAGACCUUUGGGAAGCUCAGCUUGUAGCAGGUCUCCCAGAUGUGGUUCUCCAGGAACUCUUUUUCAAGCUCACAUCACAGUACAUCUGGAGAUUAUCCAAGAGGCAGCCCCCUGACACCAUACCAUUGCGAACAUCACAGGAUCUGAUAAAUGCCUGUAGUCAUUAUGGCUUAAUCUAUCCAUGGGUUAAUGUCUUAAUAUCAUCUGAUUCAUUAGUGGAUAAAAGUUAUAGAGAAGACCUUUCAAAAUUACAGUCUCUUAUAUGUGGUCCUUCAUUUGACAUAGCUUCCAUUAUUCCAUUCCUGGAACCACUCUCAGAAGACACUAUUGCUGGCCUCAGUGUCCAUGUUCUGUGUCAUACGCGUUUGAAAGAGUAUGAACACUGUAUAGACACACUGUUAGAAAGAUGCCCAGAGGCGAUCAUUCCAUAUGCUAAUCAUGAACUGAAAGAAGAGAAUCGGACUUUAUGGUGGAAAAAACUGCUUCCUGAACUUUGUCACAGAAUAAAAUGCGGUGGAGAGAAAGGUCAACUUUACUUGUCAUCAUUAAAAGAAACAUUGUCAGUUGUUGCUGUGGAACUAGAACUGAGGGAUUUCUUGAAUGUCCUCCCAGAAGACGGCACUGCAGCUUUUUUCUUGCCGUAUCUUCUCUACUGCAGUCGAAAGAAAUCUUUGACUUGAAGGUAUCAUUUGAAAAAUACUACAAUGCCAUAAGAGACUGACUUAAAAAAAAACAAACAAACAAACUGAAUGUCAGGUAAAAAUGUAAAUAAAGGAUUUUCAUAUAGAA